AUGGAAUUUUUCUACGACGAGCAAGCUACCAGCAGUGAGAAAACUGAAGCUGAUGGUAUUCGUGAUAAGAAGACUGAGGAAGCCUUCAAUAAAUUAGAAAAUAGGAUUGAUGUUCAGUACGAGCGUACUACUAAGGCGAUCAAGAAAUUUGUUGGUGAGGACGGUGAAAUAGAGCUAAAGCUGCCAUUAAAUUCCGAAUUAUCUGGCAAAGCUCAAGAUGCUUUGAAAACGCUAGAUAGUCAUCUACAGAGUGUUGAAACUAUAGCACAAGGAUAUUGGAGUAAAGUGUCCGGUAAAUCAUUCUGGUCCUCGAUGGCAGAUAGUUUAGGAUCUAAGUUCGACGAUGUUGUCACUUUCAAGAAUGAAAAAUCCCAAGAGUCUCAAAGUACAGCAUACAGGAAUGCAGCCGCAACUAGAACAGAGGCUGAACUCAGGCAGCUGUCAAGUGAUCCCGAAUUUUAUUUGAACUACAAAGACGACUUUCCAAAGACUUUUGCCGCGGACAACUAUACCUCCGACAUAACAGAAUUGCUAGCGCAUGAUGAACACCUGCGGAAACUUAUGAACGAUAUAGUCCCUGAGAAAAUCAGUUAUCAAGAUUUCUGGGCCAUCUACUUUUCCAGUAAAGAGAAAAUACUGGCAAAAGAAAACAUAAGGAAGGAAAUCCUAGAAAAAACACUAAAGACUGACGAAGAAAUUGGAUGGGAUGAUGACGAAGAGGACAGUCCAGUAAUUGUGGAAAAAAUUACGGCCAAUGAAGAUAUUCCGCCUGAUGCGAACCUAUCUUCUACUUCAAUCGCUCCCUCCGACAGUAAACUGGCUCAAGACAUGAGCGAGCCGGGGAUUGACAAUGAUGAUAAUGAAGUCAAUGAUGAUAACGAUGAAGACGACGAUUGGGAGUAA
Molecule: messenger RNA, 903 nt
Organism: Lachancea fermentati
Lineage: Eukaryota; Fungi; Ascomycota; Saccharomycetes; Saccharomycetales; Saccharomycetaceae
Source: the annotation of a GenBank genome assembly